This is a messenger RNA of Corythoichthys intestinalis (scribbled pipefish), 1578 nucleotides long. RefSeq names its product dicarboxylate carrier SLC25A8-like. The transcript is spliced from 7 exons. Gene Ontology annotation, molecular function: oxidative phosphorylation uncoupler activity. The record is from RefSeq and is a predicted model, not a curated record. The coding region runs from base 154 to 1065 and encodes 303 amino acids. Gene Ontology annotation, biological process: mitochondrial transmembrane transport; adaptive thermogenesis; response to cold. NCBI's taxonomy places the organism in Eukaryota, Metazoa, Chordata, Actinopteri, Syngnathiformes, Syngnathidae.
GUCACGCAGCCUAGGGGUCAUGUGCAAGAAGUGUACAUAAAGUCAGCAGCUUGGCGCUGAGACAAAUAGUAGAGACCAGAGAUGAGGAGAGCGGAGGGAUCGGGAUUCUUGAUUCACUUUGCUGAUUCUUGGGAAUACAACUAAGGUGGAAAAAUGGGUGUCAGAGAGGCGGCCCCCUCGGCAACUGUCAAGUUCUUCGGCGCUGGCGCUGCGGCUUGCGUUGCCGACCUGGUCACCUUCCCGUUGGACACGGCAAAAGUCCGACUACAGGUUCAAGGCGAAAUUCAGAAGGUCGAGGGUACCAACUCGAGACGAUACCGAGGGGUGUUUGGCACCAUCAGCACUAUGGUGCGCACGGAGGGCCCUAUGAGUCUUUACAAUGGACUGGUCGCAGGACUGCAGAGGCAGAUGAGCUUUGCCUCCGUACGAAUCGGUCUUUACGACUCUAUGAAGCAAUUCUACACUAGAGGCACUGAAAGUUCAGGAAUUGUCACAAGACUCAUGGCAGGAUGCACCACCGGUGCCAUGGCUGUGACCUUCGCCCAACCGACCGACGUGGUGAAGGUGCGCUUUCAAGCCCAGGCACGUCUGCCCGAUGGUGGGAGGAGAUACAACGGGACUCUAGAUGCUUAUAAGACAAUCGCGAGGGACGAGGGCGUACGAGGGCUUUGGAAAGGGUGCAUGCCCAACAUUACCCGGAACGCCAUUGUCAACUGUGCAGAGUUGGUGACCUAUGACAUCAUUAAGGAGGUCAUCUUGAAAUAUAACUUAAUGACAGAUAACCUGCCAUGUCACUUCACCGCCGCUUUCGGCGCAGGCUUCUGCACCACCGUGGUGGCGUCUCCUGUGGACGUGGUCAAAACCCGCUUCAUGAAUUCAGGCGCCAACCAUUACAGUAGCGCCAUCAACUGUGCCCUCACCAUGUUGAAGAAUGAAGGUCCCACAGCCUUCUAUAAAGGGUUUAUGCCGUCUUUCCUGCGACUGGGUUCCUGGAACAUCGUCAUGUUCGUCACAUAUGAACAAAUCAAACGAGGCGUGACACAAUACUGGGAGUCGCCCUUUUGAAGCCGGCAGGAACCUACAUUGACUGACGUUUUAACACAGUGCUCAGUGUUGACUGGUUGUUUGUUGACACAAGAGGCUCCAAAGAGCACUUUAAAUUUGGGGGCCAAGCUCAGGUAGAUUAGAGUUAGACUUGCCACAAUAGGAAGUCCAACUUCUUUCUCUAAUUCCUGCCACGGGAAUGGUUGCAACACGCCUUCCGGAAUUCCAUGAGGCCAUCGCACAUUUGGGUAUGAAAGAUGCGGACCGAAAUUGGGUGCAGGAUGUUGAUGUUUACAAUAAGGAACUGUGGUGUUGCUUUUCAUGUUAUACUGUAUCAUUAUGCAGACCAUAUACAAAAAGGAGACUGAGCCAUAUGACCAAAAAUAAAUAAAUUGAUGAGUUUACAGUCAUGCGGUCUGGACUUAUUAUGGGAAGUUGACUUAAAACAAUGAUUUGCUGCAGUUCGAUAAAUUUUAAGUGUGGUCUAAAAGAGUAACACGAUACAAAUAAAGUGACAUUUUUGAAAAUGUCUGU